AUGCCGUCAGUUUAUAAGCGUAAGCCUGGCUCUCGAGCUUACCGCACGCAGUACAGUCAAGAAACGCUAGAGGCCGCCUUGAAGGAGGUGAGAAAUGGUAAAAGUAUGUUCGCUGCAUCAAAAGAAUUUAAAAUACUGUAUGGUACGUUAUACAAUUAUUCUAAAGAAAAUCCAAUUCACGAAAAAGGACGACCGGGAAGAAAACCUGCCUUAUCUGAAGAAGAGGAGAACACUUUAGUUGAGUUGACUAGUCACCUUACGUCUUGGAAGUUUCCGAUUGAUUCUUUCAACAUAAAACAGAUAGUACACUCAUACUUAAUGAAAAAGAACAUUACAGUGAAGCAAUUUAAGGAUAACUGGCCUGGUAAAGAUUGGUUGGCGGCUUUUAUGAAACGUCACAACCUGACCAAAUGGGUCUCCGACAACGUCAAACCAGCACGAGCGGAAAUUACACGUGAAAUAAUUAUAGAUUUCUUCAAUAAUUUGGAAGAACUCUACGACGAAAAUCUUACACCAGACUGCCUAUUCAACUAUGACGAAACCAAUGUAACAGACGAACCACACAACAAAGCUGUCAUUGUACCCAGAGGUUUGAGACGGGUUGAGCGGAAAAUUGACCAUUCGAAAUCUGCUGUCAGUAUCAUGUUCACUUGCUCCGCAGACGGAACUCUCUUGCCUCCCUUUGUCGUUUACAAAUCGCAAAAUGUUUACGAAGGUUGGACGGCAAAUGGACCUAUUGGUACAAAAUAUGAUUGUUCAAAGAGUGGGUGGUUCGACCAACGAACAUUCGAGAGGUGGUUUUUCGAAGUUUUCCUCCCUCACGCUGUCACUAAAAAAGGAAAAAAGAUCUUAAUUGGUGACAAUUUAAGUUCCCACUUCAGCGCUGAUGUUAUCCAGGCAUGUGAAGAAAAUAAUGUACCACUCGAUGUAGCUGUAUUUGGACCGUCAAAACAUUUGUGGCGAACCGUUUUGGAGGAAUGGCGGAAGGAAAGUCGAAAGAAAGGCUCAAUCCUGAAAGAAGUCUUUCCUCUCCUUCUUCGCCGAUGGUUCAAUGGGAUGCAGGAAAAAAAAGAAAACGUAAUAGCAGGAUUUAGGGGCACUGGAUUAUGGCCAUUAAAUCCAGGAGAAGUAUUAAAACGUCUUCCGCAAGCUCAAAGCGAACGGAGUAUCUCCGAAGCGUUUGGAGAAAGUGUCGCAGAAUUGCUGAAGGAGCAUAUUGGUUGCAACAAAAAUCCCCAAAAACGCAAACGUGGGCCCAAGGUUGCACCAGGAAAACCUGUGACAUCGUCCAGUUUGAAACAACCGGUUGCUGGCCCGUCACGUGGAGGGCGACGAGUUUUCAGAAGAAGAGGAAGAGGACGUGUGCAAAAUUUGUCACCAUGUUGA
Molecule: messenger RNA, 1386 nt
Organism: Hydractinia symbiolongicarpus
Lineage: Eukaryota; Metazoa; Cnidaria; Hydrozoa; Anthoathecata; Hydractiniidae
Exons: 2
Coding region: 1-1386 (461 amino acids)
Cellular component (GO): nucleus
Molecular function (GO): DNA binding
Source: RefSeq, a predicted model, not a curated record